Limanda limanda (common dab) is the source of this 1826-nucleotide messenger RNA. RefSeq names its product BCL2/adenovirus E1B 19 kDa protein-interacting protein 2-like. NCBI's taxonomy places the organism in Eukaryota, Metazoa, Chordata, Actinopteri, Pleuronectiformes, Pleuronectidae. The transcript is spliced from 13 exons. Gene Ontology annotation, biological process: apoptotic process. The record is from RefSeq and is a predicted model, not a curated record. Bases 52 to 1380 code for a protein of 442 amino acids. Gene Ontology annotation, cellular component: cytoplasm.
GGGAGCGAGCGUCUACAGCUGUCGUCACAGGCAGCGGACGACACCGACAACAUGACUGACACAAAUAAUACUACUAAUACCACUCAAAGUACUGAUACCACUGAUACUACCGAUACCACUCAAAGUACUGAUACCACUGAUACUACUGAUACCACUCAAAGUACUGAUACCACUGAUACUACCGAUACUACUACAACUGACACAACCAAUACUACUACUACUACUGCUGACACUUGUACUACUACAACCAAUACGACUACGGAUAUAACUACAACAGAUACUACGACAGCAGCAUGUUGUCCAUCAGCUACCACUACAGCUUCUCCUGAUGAUCCAGAUGAGGACACGGAGAGAGAGACGUCCACCGGAGAAGAGAAAGGUGAUGAUGAGCCGCUGUGUGAUGUCCUCUCAGGAGCAACCGAGGACGAGUCUCAGCAGAAGUCCUCGACUCCGACGAGAGACAAACCAGAUCCUCCCAGCACUCUGCUGUUGUCAGGGUUACGUCCAAAGAAGAAGAGAGUGCUGGUGGCUCCGGCUCUCAGUCUGUCUCUAGGUCGCAGCGAGUCCAUGGUCUCUGACGACUUCCCGUCGGGUUUCCUCUCGCCCUCACCUGACGACCACGAUGACCCCGGGCUCGACCUUGAUCUAGACGGCAUGGAAACACCCUCAGACAGCGAAUCACUGCUCUUCCCCAUCUACGACUUGGAUCUGGAAGACGACCUGUGGCGUCUUGGCGUGGCGUCCCACCGUCAGCACCCCACGGGAUCCAGGUCUGUCAGGUCGGACCGGAGUGAACUGGGAGCUCUGGAGAGGGAGGACGUGGUGGACAGCCAGGGCACAAGGUGGCGCUGUUUCUCCACAGGUGACCCCCCCCAGGAGAGCCGGGUCGACAUGAGCGUCCUGGAGCCGUUUCUCCGAGUUCUGUCUCACGGAGGUUACUAUGGAGACGGUAUGAAUGACAUCAUCGUCUUUUCCUCCUGUUACCUGCCACAGAACCGUCUGAAGAACUACACGUAUGUGAUGGACAAUCUGUUCAGGUAUGUUGUGGGGACUCUGGAUCUGAUGGUUGCUGAAAACUAUGUGAUGGUUUAUCUUUGUGCUGGAGGACAAAGAGACAAACUCCCAGAGUUCAGUUGGCUCCGAGAGUGUUACACCACCGUCCACAGGAGGUUGAGGAAGAACCUGAAAGGUUUCCACGUGGUUCAUCCCACCUGGUACAUCAAAGCUCUCAUCACCAUCAUCAAACCCUUCAUCAGCUCCAAGUUCAGCAGGAAGUUGCAGUUCGUCAACAGUCUUCAGGAACUUUCAGAUUUCAUCCCGACGGAACACGUCCAGAUUCCAGACUGCGUUCGACUGUACGAUCAGAAUCUGUCCGGGUGAAACACGUCCUCUUCAUAUCCAGCAGGGGGCGCUCCAGUGCUCAGGGAGGUUCUCUGCGUGUUUUCUAAACAGUGUUAACGUAGAAUAAAUCAACCUGGUCCCUGUUUUUACAAAGUCAAUAUUAAUUUCAUUCAAUGACAGAAAAUAAACCUAAUUUGACGUCAUUGUCAGAACAAACAUUUCGUUAUUAAAAAACAUGAAUCUUUACUCCGAACGUAUCAAACAUUUUUACACAAAGUUCAACUCGUACAAAAAGCAUCUUACGUGUUUUUUAAGAUUUUCUUUGUGUUAUUUUUAUGUUGAGUCAGAAUCUGAGGCGGAUUUUUACUCGUGUUGUAGAUUUAGAAACUAAAGUGUUUUCUCCUGGAGUUGAACCAUCAACCUGCCGGGGUUACUGCCUUGCUUCAAAAUGAAUCAACUGAAACAUGUUGGUGAUGAAUAAAAUC